AUGUUCAAAGAAUACUCAGCAGUUCCAGUUCAAUCAUUAAACUUUUUACAGAAUGAUAGUGAUGACGAGUAUUAUGAUGAUUACGUGUAUAUGCAGAUCUGUCAGGAGUUUUUCUGUGAGAACUAUUUCACCAAAGGAAAUAUAAUCAAUUGGGGCAUUCUAAUCAUUCGUGUAACUAUUGCUGUAAUUAUACUCUUACUCGGAACAAAAAUGCCCAAAGAUUUCAUGAGAUCCGUUACUUUCUCCAUUUUCAUUCCGAUUGCAGCAAGUGAGCUGCUGAACCUGUAUAGAGAAUGCGUGGUUUUUCGAUCACUUUUUUUUGCCACGGAGGAGGAGAAUACGCAAUUUGUCGACAUAUUUCUUUCGUGGACUCCCUUGUUAGGUGUAGUUAUGAAUGAUUAUAUACAUUAUAAUUGUAUAAUCAUGACAAUACUCCUAUUAUACUGCUGUCAGUUAUGCUUCCGCCGUGGAGAUGCUAUAACUCCUUUCCCUGUAAAUGCAUUAUGUCUCAUAUUACAAAUAAUUCCGUUUUUUCUCUGCGUUCUGAUGGCAAUUGAGGGCGAAGCCUCAUUCGCAAUCAAAGUCAUAUCUGUACUUUCGCGUUUAAUAACAAUUAUAUCCUUCAUCAUACUAACAAUACAGAUUUUCUUUUCAUUUUAUUUGAUGACCAAAUAUCUUCCAUAUGAUCAUGCCGCGUCUGUAGAUAUGCAACUUCGUGAUGCAAAGAGCCGGUUAGCCUGGACAUUGCUUUACCAGACUAUACCGUAUGCAGCCUUGAUUCCUUAUUUUGUUGAAUCAUGUGUUUGGAUAGUUGUCAUGGGGCGCACAGAGGAUCCGGCAAUGAAACAAACUCAAAUAAUUAUGGAAGUUUUGAAGGAACUUAUAGCAUAUUAUAGACCAACAUGGCUUGUUGUGUUAACGAUGACAUGUCUACCACCAUAUAGAAGAGCUGUUCCGUUGUUAUUCUGCUGCGGAAAAGUCAAAGUAGAACCUUUACCGAGGAAACCAGUUGAGACAAGUAUAAUGUACAAAUAUGCCGAUUGA
Auanema sp. JU1783 is the source of this 1044-nucleotide messenger RNA. Lineage: Eukaryota; Metazoa; Nematoda; Chromadorea; Rhabditida; Rhabditidae. The record is from the annotation of a GenBank genome assembly.